Molecule: messenger RNA, 578 nt
Organism: Armigeres subalbatus
Lineage: Eukaryota; Metazoa; Arthropoda; Insecta; Diptera; Culicidae
Gene: Sf3b6
Product: splicing factor 3B subunit 6
Exons: 3
Coding region: 129-509 (126 amino acids)
Cellular component (GO): cytoplasm; nucleus
Molecular function (GO): mRNA binding
Source: RefSeq, a predicted model, not a curated record
CACACAUUUUUGACAUUUUGUUUGUCAAACCAUUUUUUAUUUUCGUUUAUAUUUUGUCAGCUUUGUUUAUAAAAGUACACCUACAAUCAACCUCUAAAAAAAUUUAAGUGGAAUUUUUAUCGUAAAUCAUGGCAUUGGCAUUGCAAAAAAGAAAUAACGUUCGAUUACCGCCGGAGGUAAAUCGAGUGCUGUAUGUCCGGAAUCUUCCCUAUAAGAUCACAUCCGACGAGAUGUACGAUAUUUUUGGCAAAUACGGAGCUAUUCGUCAAAUCAGGGUGGGAAAUACACCGGAAACUCGCGGAACGGCUUUCGUAGUUUACGAGGACAUUUUCGAUGCCAAGAAUGCCUGUGACCAUUUGUCGGGAUUCAACGUUUGUAAUCGAUAUCUAGUGGUGCUGUAUUACCAGUCCACUAAGGCCUUCAAACGACUGGACGUAGAUAAGAAGCAGGAGGAGUUGGACCAGAUGAAGGCUAAAUACAAUAUCAAUUCGGACGAUUUGAGGAAAUAAUUGUGUGUUAGGGAACACUGUUUAGAGUAAGCAAUAAACAUAAUUAUUUCGUAUAAAUAUUUAUAAUAA